Porites lobata is the source of this 3034-nucleotide messenger RNA. NCBI's taxonomy places the organism in Eukaryota, Metazoa, Cnidaria, Anthozoa, Scleractinia, Poritidae. The record is from the annotation of a GenBank genome assembly.
GACAUUGACGAAUGCACAAAAAAUACCCACAAGUGCGGUGCCAAUGCUUACUGCAAUAAUACCAAGGGAGGAUACAACUGCACUUGUCAUCCGGGAUAUUACGGAGAUGCACAGCAAUGUGAACCAGGUGAGAGUGACAACUAUGUAAGCAGACAAUACCGUUAAGUCACUCAGUGCCAAAAGUACAAUUUACUUGGCCAUUAUUCCAUGACGGUUAAAAGGCAGUAUUUUUAUAUAUAGACAAGAGCCAUAAUGGGUCUUGAUAUAGAAUAUGGACACACAUAUAACUGAAGACAAUCGUAGGUCUUCUUUUCAAACAGAAAAUGGUUGGGAAAGUAUUUUUAAUAUUAAAGGUAUCUUUUUAACAGAAUCCUGCUGAAAGUUGAAAUAAGAAUAAAUUUGUGACCAUAAGAGAGAAACCAAUUCCCGUAGCUAUGAGCUGGUCUUUAUUUUGAUUAAGGAGACUACUUUUUUCUUCUCAUCUGUUCUUGUAACAUCGUUUAUCGGUCUUGUAGAGAAUAAUACCAAUUUAAGCACUGAAGCACACGUACCAACUCCGAGAUUUUCCGCGGUAUGGCCAUUACCUUACACAUGCGCAGAACCAUACCCUGGCAGUGGCAGCCGCAUGGACGGCUGUUUCGCCCUUAUUGGGUGCCGGGACAUACGCCGAUUAUUAUGCUCGGCUAGACCAAAAGAGUGUUAAGGGAAGUCACUAGAUUGUGUAGUUUGGGUCAGUUCUGUAUGGUAGUAAUUCGGUUCAAUCGGUUACUUUAAUGUGAAUAAUUAGACUGUACAGGUCUCUAAUAGGCUUGUUUUCUUCAAGCUUUAUAUGACAACUCUGGCCUAUUAAUUACCCCCUUGUUUAUUUUGUUGUGCAGUUUCAUCGUGUAAGGAUCUUUUUGACAAGAAAAUGUGAGUAAAAAUUACAAAGUUUACUUUUUAGGAUCUUAAAAUAACGAAAUAUGUCGGUGCAGUUGAAUGCGCCCGAACUGUGCUUGUUUCGCCCGUCUGGGUGAGAUCGAAAUAUAAGAUAGUAAAGUGAUUUAUCAGCUGUCAUUACGUUAUACGUUAUUUCGAUUGUUAUUGUUCGAAGUUCUUCCUGGCAAAUGCAAUGAUGGCGGUGUCGCAAGUAAACCGUCAGCUUAGCUACCUUCAGUACGCAGUACGUAUAAUUAUAAUUGAGCUAAUUGAGUCCCACAGCUACUCUCUUACGCAGUUCUUGUGUCUUGUGUUCUUGUGUGUUCCUUGACUGACGAACUUAAUUAGUUAUCACUACAAGAGCAAGAAAACUUAUAUUAAUUGAUCUUUCACUUUUUUAUUUAGUUGCUUUGCCCUUUCCUAGUAAAUUUUGUCUUAACACCUUCAGGACCACGUAGUCUCACAGCAUAAUUCCACGACAUACAUCCUUUUGCCGGCCACUUUUGCUGGUGACUACAAGUACUCUUUAUUGCCCGUUAUAUACCUGUGAAACAGUCCUUCGUCUACCGCUAUCAAAGCUCCGUCUUUGUCAGUGUAUAAAACCAUAGAUAAAUAGCCUGCGAUGCGCGAUGGUUAGGAGCUGGAAAAAUUAAAAUGAUAUUUCAUUUUGUACAGCUCGAACGUGACUCCGUUGGUCACUCUCCUCCUUGACUCCAAACUAGUUUCAGUUCUCUGUCACUUUGGAAAUUUUGGAUGCGGAGAUGGAGGAUGGACACCGGUCAUGAAGAUGGACGGCAACAAGGUAAGACAUUUGUGUACGUUUUCCCUUAGUUUGGCGACGAGUGGAAAAAAAUGUGUUAUUAAUAAUUAAAUACAGGUUUACCUCUGUCAGCGGUGAUUUUCAAUUAUCCUUAGGCUAGCCUGCGAAUACAGCCGUUUCUCCUUGCUCCUCGUCGCUAGGGACGUUCCACCAGAAGGAACGUCUGCACCUCAGCGACAGAAAUUCCAUACUAAUGACGUGAAAUUGUAAAAUUUUCUGGGGGAGCAUAACCCCAGUCCUCCAAGUUUGAGGCGCACCGUCGGCGCUCUAACUUUUCUUCUUGUCGGUACAUGCUAAGUCCCUGGAUCUGAAAGAUUUAAGUAUUAAGAACACCUUUAAGCUUCUGCUGGAAUAUCUCGGUCAGUAGCAGAGGUCACCUGCCCUUUCUGUCAGACGAUGUGGAGGUUUUCAUCAAAACACGGAAGCCUGGUCUCUGUACUUGCAGAUACGCGAGAGUUAAAGAUAAUUAUAUUCAAUUCGUCAUUUUUCAAUCGCAUCAAUCACCAACUAAUGAUUACGGAGAGCAGUAUUUGUUUACUUUUUAUUCUACGGGUGACUAUUAACGCCAUUUUGCCUGCUGCGGCUAGUUUCAUUUUAUAAAGCUGGAGAAACAAGGACGUUGUAUAUAUUCUUUUCAUUGUAAUUGAUCUUCCAUUGCAAAUUCGGUUUUUUUUUCUUCUCCGGGAAGGAUGUAGUCUUUAGAAGAAAAAAGAAACCUUUGAACUUUUCUUUUUAAAGGACAAUUUUUCUAUUUCUUCCUCCUUUCUACCACAGCAAACGUUUCACUACAACUCCACUCUCUGGAGCAACAAAGAAACCUUUAACCUUGACGGAGGGAAGACUGGGUUUGACUCACAGGAGACCAAACUUCCCUCCUACUGGAACACAUCCUUCUCCAAGAUCUGCCGUGGUAUGAAGAUCGGCCAGCAGAUCAAGUUUAUUGUUAUCAACAAGCAAGCGAACUCCUUGUACUCUCUGAUCGCUGAUGGGCAAUACCGCCACACCUCACUGGGUCUUGACACGUGGAAGUCACUGAUUGGUUCUGAGGCCUCCUUACAGAAAAUCUGUAACAAGGAAGGGUUCAAUGCUGUGUCUAAAGAUUCUCGUUUUUCCAAAGCCAGGAUCGGUAUCCUUGGUGACAACAUCGGCGAUUGCAGAACCUGUGACUCUAGAAUUGGGUUUGGUACUGGAGGAGAUCAUGAUAACAACAACACAUGCGGAAACGAGGCUAGUGUGUUGGGGCCAGAUAAUGGCGAGAAGCAUAUCAAGGCAAUGGGAUAUAUUUUGGUGCAGUAA